CGUGUCUAUGUUUACGUUUUGUGUAAUGUGUGUUACUUAAAAUUAAACAUUGAGCCACAUAAUAAUCUAUAUAUAUUUGAAACAAUAAAUAUAUAAAAUGUUAUUACAACAAGCUUUACAAAAAAAAUUCAAAUAUGAUAAUUUCAAAAGUGAUUUACAAGCACGUGCGACAUCAGCUAUCAAUGACAGAAAAAAUGACGUUUAUGUUUGUAUGCCAACUGGUGCUGGAAAGUCAUUAUGUUUUCAAUUGCCAGCAACAUUAAAAGAAAAUUCCGUAGCACUAGUUAUUUCACCUCUUCUAGCUCUUGUUAAAAAUCAAAUAGAUUUUUUAAAUUCUAAAGGAAUAAAAGCACAUGCGUUAAAUUCAAAAACUAGUACUAAAGAAAAGUCUGCAAUUAUGAAAGAUAUAGCGAGUAAAAAACCAACAAUUAAAUUAUUAUAUAUCACACCUGAGAUGUGUGAUCAAACGCACUUUCAACAUUUGCUAGAAAAUAUGUAUAAAUUAAAAACAAUAUCGUACUUUGUAAUUGACGAGGCUCAUUGUCUAAGUCAAUGGGGACAUGACUUCCGACCUACGUAUAGAAAAUUAAAUGUAUUGAGAAUAAAAUGUCCUGAUGUACCGAUAAUUGCACUUACUGCUACUGCUGCUAAAGAAAUUGUACAAGAUAUUUUUUCAAGCUUGAGCAUGAAAAAUCCACUGAUAUUUUCCGCUCCAGUAUUUCGGGAAAAUCUUUUUUAUGACGUAUGGUUUGUAGACGCGAUAUCAAACCCACUUGAUCAUUUGAUAAAUUAUAUUUUUGAAGCUCUUGGGUCAUUCGAUGACACCUCAAUGUCGGGUAAUAAUAAAAAUUGUGGGAUUAUUUACUGUCGUAAAAAAGAGGCUACCGAAAUAAUUGCCGAAAAAUUAACUGCUGCGGGAAUUCCUACGUUGGCUUAUCACGGAGGUUUAAAAAGCAGCAGCCGAACUGAAAUUCAAGAUAAAUGGACCUCUGGCGAAGUGCCAGUUAUUGCAGCAACCUGCAGCUUUGGAAUGGGAGUAGACAAGGGAUCAGUCAGGUUUGUUAUUCACUGGACAAUUCCACAAAGUAUUGCCGCUUACUAUCAGGAAUCUGGUCGAGCUGGUCGUGAUGGCAAGCCAGCAUUCUGUCGUAUUUAUUACAGUAAUGAAGAACUUCGUGCGAUAUCAUUUUUAUUGAAAAAUGCUGAUCAUGAAAAAAAUAUCGAUGUGGCUAAACAUCGGUUUAAAAACUUUGAAACUCUAGUUUCUUACUGCCUUGAACCUAAAUGUCGACAUGCAAGAUUUUCACAAUAUUUUGGUGAUCUGCCACCGCAAUGUAAAGAUCGGUGUGAUGUUUGUAAGGAUGAAAAAGAUGUGAAACAAAGAAUUGCCGAAUUUGAUUUAUGUCAGUCACGAUCACAUAAAAGAAAAGGAUCAUAUGAUCAUGACAGUAUUGCACUUUCAAAAUAUGAUUAUGAAGAUGACGGCGGUAGUGAAAUUUCUAGAGACGCUUUAGAGGCUAGAGAAAAACGUGAAGCAAAAGCUAUUAUUGACCAACAAUUUGCUCUCCGACGUGGCGACAAUGACGUUCAUGAUAAAAUAAGACAGCAAAAUAAAAUUGACGCUAAAAAAUCACGUGUCAAAGCUGCCGAAAGUACUGACCGUAAGGUCAAAGGAUUGACAGUUCAAGUUCGUGAAUAUUGUCUGUCACAAUUAAAAGAUGCAUUGUUUAAGAAUUUAAAAUCUUGCCAAGAUUUUGAAUUAAUUGCUGACUUAACAGAGACAAAUGUUGAUGAUAUAGCCCGCGAAUUGGAAUACCAAAUUUUAUGUCAGACGAAAUUGGCCAAUAAAUAUAAGCUCAAUAUAUCAAAUGAGGUUACGGCAAUUCGUCAGUGUGAAAACAAUAAAAUCUUACACGAAAGUUUCGAUACUUUAAAUAAACCAACCAAAAUGCCAAAUCAUUACGGCGGAUUUGUCACUUGUACAGAAUUAAUUGAAAUGGAAAAUAAAAAUAAAAAAAACGAUAAAAAUUUAAUGAACAAUCUGUCAAUUAAAAAUAUUUCAAGAGCGACAUUCAAAAGUGCACUAGAAUUAAAAAUAGAAGAAGACCAUGAGAAAAAAUACAAUAAAAAUAUAUUUAAAAAUGAAAUUUCCAACGGAGCAAUCGGUGAUAAAGUAAAAGAAAAAAAAGAAGAAGAAGAUAUAGAAGAUAGCGAGUUAAAAAAUUUGAAAAAAUUAAUUUACAAUAAUUCACAUGAUGAAAUUAAAAAUAAACAUUUAAAAAUAAUCGAUAAAAAAUCAGUUGAUUUUUUGAGUGAUGAUUCAAGUAAUUGUAAAUUAAAUUUUAAUUCUAGUAAAAUAAUUGAUAAGAAAAAUGAUAAAAAUAAUUUUGAAUUAAAUUUACAAGAGGAUUUUAAAAAUAAAAAAAAAAAUAAUGAAAGUGCGGCGAAGAAACGACCGACGAAAAAAAAAAUAAAUCAAGAAGAAAAUUCUCUACUAAAAUAUAUGGUAGUAAAAAAAAAUUCCGAUGAAAAAAAAAAUUCGGAUGACAAAAGUAACCAAAAUUCCAGUGUCACUUCGUCAAAUGAUUCCGAGGUUUUGAUAAUGGAAGACAAUUUAAAAUCAUUAAGUAGCGAUAGUAAAAAAAUAAUUAACGGUGACGUGAUGAAUGAUAAAGCCAAUAGAAACAAAAAAACCAAACGUUCAAAUUCUUCACCUAUGUCUUCUGAAACGACUGAAAUAAAACGGCCAAAUAAACGGAGCAAAAAUGAUAAUUUGUCUAUAACAUCGGCUUCUUCGUCUUCGUCGUCGUUACUGAGGCCGAUGUCUGAUAAAAAUAAUAAGAGUAAAAAAAAUAAAGCCGAUGAAAGUGAUAGUAAUGAAAAGUUAGAUAGCGCUUGUGAGAAAAAAAAAUUACGAUUUGAUACGGCUAAAAUAUUGAAAGGAUAUCUUAUGAAAUUUUAUCCAUCGAAAAGAAUUCCUGAUAAAGAAUCAUUUACUAAAAUUUGUCGAGGGAUUCAUGUACUGAUAAUGGAUAAAAAAAUAUUUGCUGAACCGGAUAUUUACAAAUUUGUACGGACAUAUUUACGUGAGAACACAAGUAAUCCCAGUGGAUAAAAAUAUUUUUAAAAAAGUUACAACUUUACCUCAUUAACACUAAUAAUAAAUAAUAAUAGUAAUCAGUACCUAAAAUAAAAUUGUUAAUUUAAAUUUAAAUAAUCGUUCAUUGUAAAAUAUUGUUUUGUCUUAUUUAUUGCU
Molecule: messenger RNA, 3256 nt
Organism: Microplitis demolitor
Lineage: Eukaryota; Metazoa; Arthropoda; Insecta; Hymenoptera; Braconidae
Product: ATP-dependent DNA helicase Q5
Exons: 12
Coding region: 98-3115 (1005 amino acids)
Biological process (GO): double-strand break repair via homologous recombination
Cellular component (GO): chromosome; cytoplasm
Molecular function (GO): four-way junction helicase activity; nucleic acid binding; 3'-5' DNA helicase activity
Source: RefSeq, a predicted model, not a curated record